This is a messenger RNA of Haliotis rufescens (red abalone), 1137 nucleotides long. RefSeq names its product folylpolyglutamate synthase, mitochondrial-like. The transcript has 8 exons. Bases 1 to 1089 code for a protein of 362 amino acids. NCBI's taxonomy places the organism in Eukaryota, Metazoa, Mollusca, Gastropoda, Lepetellida, Haliotidae. Gene Ontology annotation, cellular component: mitochondrion; cytosol; cytoplasm. The record is from RefSeq and is a predicted model, not a curated record. Gene Ontology annotation, biological process: tetrahydrofolylpolyglutamate biosynthetic process. Gene Ontology annotation, molecular function: tetrahydrofolylpolyglutamate synthase activity; ATP binding.
AUGCCGCAGAAGCUGGGACGCUACGACACAGAGUACACGAUGAUGCUAACGCUGAUGUGUGGUGGUUGGGUGGAAAGAUGUGCACACGGUACAAGGGUAGCAAAAUGGAUCCGACAUUACUCUGUAUCAUACAACGAAACCGUGAAAAAGUUGAACAGUUUGCAUAAAUCAUCCUUCAACUACUUGGCAAACGUCCGUAACAUGAAGCACUAUAUGAAGCGGAUUGGACACAAUAUAUCCGACCUUUCUAAACUGAACAUUCUGCACGUCACUGGUACGAAGGGUAAAGGCUCAACAUGCACGUUUUGCGAAAGUAUUCUUCGUCACCAUGGCUACAAGACAGGUGUCUUUAGCUCUCCCCACCUGGUGAGCAUUACCGAGAGGUUCCUGUGCGGCGGGAAGCCGGUCGAGAAGGACGUCUUCAGAGACCACUUCUGGGACAUCUACACCAAACUUUCGACCACAAGGGAAUUGGAAGACGAUAUGCCCCAUAUAUUUCCCUUUCUGACUCUGCUGGCUUUCGACCUUUUUCUUGCACAAGGAGUUGAUGCUCUGAUUCUUGAAGUGGGAAUAGGAGGCCAGUACGACUGCACGAACAUUGUUGAAACACCGACUGUGUGUGGCGUUACCUCGCUGCAUGUGGAUCAUAUAAGUCAGCUGGGAAACACUAUAGAAUCAGUGGCCUGGCACAAAGGAGGGAUCUUUAAACCUGGCAGGCCAGCAGUGACAGUCCCUCAAGACCCACCUGCCAUGAACGUCCUGGAAGACAGAGCUGAGGAAAUAGGGAUGACGUUAUAUGAAGCCCCGCCACUGUCUUCCUAUGACAAUGGACCUGAGCCAAUCAGAUUGGGUAUUCCAGGUCACGUGCAGGAUGUCAAUGCGUCCCUUGCAAUACAGAUGUGUACAAUAUGGCUGGAGUCUCGUAAAAAUAGGCUCGGAACAACAUCAGCUACAGAAUCCGUCUCCUCGACCAUCAUUGAAGGCAGCAACAGAGCGAAGAAGACCAAGGGAUUCAGACUGACUGCCAACAUGAAGAAUGAUAAGCAUAUAGCACUUUAUCAUUGUAAUAUGUACAUUCCAUCAUUGUAAUAUAUACUCAACAACAAAAGUUCCCGUGACACCAAUAUUUGAGGUGAG